AUGACGGCCCCUACUGAUCAGUUCUACCUCCGAUACUACUCUGGCCAUUCUGGACGGUUCGGACACGAGUUCCUGGAAUUCGACUUCCGCGUUCUCGGCGAUGGAAGAAGCGCAGUUGCGCGUUACGCGAACAACUCCAAUUACCGAAACGACAGCCUGAUUCGCAAAGAGAUGUGCGUCAGCGCUCUUAUCAUUGACGAGAUCAAGCGCAUCAUCAAGACAAGCGAGAUCAUGAAGGAAGACGACUCCAAGUGGCCACAAAAGAACAAAGACGGACGUCAAGAACUCGAGAUUCGGCUGGGCAACGACCACAUUUCUUUCGAGGUGGGUGACGACGGCUUCGUUGGUAUCUCAAGAACUGGGCUGACAUGUCUCGUACAGACCGCUAAGAUUGGUUCACUGGUCGACGUGACCGAGUCGGCCGACCCCGAAGGACUGCGAGUGUUCUACUAUCUAGUGCAGGAUCUGAAGGCUCUGGUGUUCAGUCUGAUUGCCCUGCACUUCAAGAUCAAGCCCAUCUAA
Colletotrichum higginsianum IMI 349063 is the source of this 522-nucleotide messenger RNA. Its product is annotated as Mago nashi. The coding region runs from base 1 to 522 and encodes 173 amino acids. NCBI's taxonomy places the organism in Eukaryota, Fungi, Ascomycota, Sordariomycetes, Glomerellales, Glomerellaceae. The record is from RefSeq and is a predicted model, not a curated record. The transcript has 5 exons. Gene Ontology annotation, biological process: RNA splicing. Gene Ontology annotation, cellular component: exon-exon junction complex; nucleus.